AUGAAUGUUGUUUAUAAAAAUGAACGUCAACGAGAUAGCCUUGAAAGUAACGCACAUUUUUUAUCGAAUUCAUCAAAAAUAAAUAAUAAAAUUCCGGACUUGGAGGAAACUACUAAAAAACUGUUACAAUUGGAAUUGGAUUAUAAUUAUCAGAUAACGCAAAUCAAUGGACAAAGAAAAUUUGGACCACCUUUGAAUUGGACCGGUCCAGCUCCUGAUCCAAAAUGUGAGGUGUUCGUAGGUCGAAUACCACGUACAAUUUUCGAACCUGAUUUAUAUCCGAUCUUCAGUCUGAUUGGACGUAUUUAUGAAAUUCGUUUAAUGAUGGAUUUCUCAGGAAUGAAUCGUGGGUUUUGUUUCAUAAUGUAUACCAAACCGGAAGAUGCAUAUCAUGCUGUUAAGGAGCUGAAUUAUUAUGAAAUUUGUCCUGGUCAUAGAAUAGGUGUCGUUAAUAGUAUUAACCAUUGUCGUUUACUAAUUAAACAAUUACCUUUGAAUAUCAAAGCUGAAGAAGUAGUUCAGCGAAUUUAUGAUACCACGGAUGAAGUUAAGGAAGUAUUAGUUUAUCGUAACUAUAAUGAACCAGAAUGUUACGCAAUAAUAAAUUAUCAAACUCAUAGAGGAGCCGCAAUAAGUAGAAAACGAUUACUACCCUUAACAUCUUCUCUAUUUUCUAAUAGUAAAGUUAUUGUUGAUUGGGCAAAUCCUACUUUCCGUCCGACAGACGUGGUAAGUAUACUUGAAGUAUUCUGA
Messenger RNA from Polistes dominula (European paper wasp), 753 nucleotides. Its product is annotated as RNA-binding protein 47. NCBI's taxonomy places the organism in Eukaryota, Metazoa, Arthropoda, Insecta, Hymenoptera, Vespidae. The record is from RefSeq and is a predicted model, not a curated record. Gene Ontology annotation, molecular function: RNA binding.